GAGAAAGAAUAUUUGUGUCAAAAAUGGAAAAAGAAAGGAAAAUUCAAAAGUUAAAAAUCUAACUAGAAGAAUUUCAAACUUUCAAUUUCCAUUUUCUUUGAAACUCCAAUUGUUGCCAGGUUGUUGUUGAUGUGUAACUUUUAGUGUAACUAACUAACUCUUUCCGUUGAGAUAGAACUAAUGGUCGAACUGGAGAACUGUUUAAAUUUGGAGAGAAAUAGAAAAAAAUGACCUACACAGAAGAUUGGGCUCAGUAAACUGAAGCAUCGAUGGUGAUUUUCUAUGUUAUUGUCUCUCUUUAAGCCAUCAUAGUUCAACCGAAUGACAGAGAAAAAGAGAAAAAUAAAACAAUUUCAUCCGCGCGUCAUGUUAUAACUCAUCUAGUAUUAAUUUGUGCUCAGAAUCAAAUGGUCAUGUAUAUACCGCGUAGUUUUGUAUUCAACGUUUCAAUAGCAACAAUAAAAUCGAGCAAGCGAACAAGAGGUUAAUAGAAAGAGAUAGAGUAAACGAGUAAGCGUUACUAGUUGUUGUGUACUUGCGAGCAACGCGUCGUUGUUGUUGUUCGGUGCUUAUUGUACGCUUGGUGCUAUUGCUGCGUUGUUGUCGCUUUUGAGCAGAGUCAAUAGAAAAUUUUGAGCAAAAAAGUUAAGCUGACAGAGUGUUCUUUUCGCGUUCGGUGUGUAUUGUUCAUCCAGCGGGAGAAAGAGUGUGUGAAAAGUGAACGCGUAUCGUGUAAAACUACCAUAAAAAAUAAACAGUAUUUUUGUAAGCAUCAUUUAAAAAAAAGAAAGAAAUAUAUAAUAAUAUAAUCUCAAAUAGAACGCACACACGCUACACACCGUGGUUUUAUUCAUCUCAUAUUCAUGCAUGAGGCAUUCUGAAUUAUGGUUCGCAAUUUAUAAAUUCAGUGUGUGUGUAGCACCGGAUACAUGUUAACGUAGUGGGCGCGUUUUGUCAAUCUAUAAUACUGAAGAAAAAAACGUAAAUUAAAGUGCAUGUGUUAAGAGGUCGAGCAAUAAAAGUAGUGAUUUUUUUACAAACUUCAACAUCUUUCGAAUUCAAUUGAGAACGCUUAUUGUCAACAUGCCUAAAUCCAUUGAUUACCGCUACCUAACGACGCUGCCAGCCUUUUUACGCAUAGUGGCGUUGAUAUUCAACAUUUUGGCAAUUCUGUUUGUCCGUGGGGCGGAAAAUCCAUAUUACGAUGUCAAGAAUGUUAUUAAAUUCAAUGCUAUUGCGAUUGCUGGAGCAUGCUUUUCCAUCAUAGCAUUGAUUUCGGUGGUGGCGUUUAUCGAUCUGCGUAACUCAUUAAAAUGGCUGCGUAACGAAUUGCUGAUACAGUGUGCAUUAAUAAUCGUAUAUGUUUAUGGCUGUGUGACAAUGGUAUUGGCGACAAUUGAAUGUUAUCGCAAUGACUGCCCAAGACAAUUAAUAGCAACGAUAUGUGGAAUUGCAGCGACCAUUACAUAUAUCAUUGAUGGUGUGUUCAAAUUGUGUGAAUGGCGUCGAAAAUGUCGUGUUCAGCGAUUAACAACGGCCAAUAAUGACGAUGCCAAAGUCGAGGAGCCCUAUGUUGAUGAUGUACAAGAAUCGCCAACAGCAACUGUCACUACAACUGAAGAUGAGCCAACGACAGUAACAGCAACCACGCAACCACAGCCAAACGCCACUGACUGAUUUUUUUUGUCUUUUUUCUGCCACAACAAAAAUAUUUCUCACCACGUUUGACCAAAUGUACGCACGAAAGUUUUUCCAUUUGGAAGAUAUUCAAAGAUUUUCUUUUAGCUUGUAAAUUUGCACUAAAGUACAAAUAAAUAUUUACUCUAAUUUUCCUUUUUCUAUGCUUGAGACGAAAAUGUGAAUCAUUUGGGAAAUAUUUUAAAUAUAAAAAUAUAUAACACUUUCUUUAAAUUUUGC
Contarinia nasturtii (swede midge) is the source of this 1917-nucleotide messenger RNA. RefSeq lists its product as uncharacterized. The record is from RefSeq and is a predicted model, not a curated record. Bases 1084 to 1677 code for a protein of 197 amino acids. The transcript has 3 exons. Lineage: Eukaryota; Metazoa; Arthropoda; Insecta; Diptera; Cecidomyiidae. Gene Ontology annotation, cellular component: membrane.